This is a messenger RNA of Conger conger (European conger), 4923 nucleotides long. RefSeq names its product G3BP stress granule assembly factor 2a (gene g3bp2a). Gene Ontology annotation, molecular function: mRNA binding. The transcript is spliced from 13 exons. The coding region runs from base 220 to 1743 and encodes 507 amino acids. Gene Ontology annotation, cellular component: ribonucleoprotein complex; cytosol. Lineage: Eukaryota; Metazoa; Chordata; Actinopteri; Anguilliformes; Congridae. The record is from RefSeq and is a predicted model, not a curated record.
UAGUCUAUCGCUUUAAAUCACAAUCUCUGAUAAAGCAGAGAUCAUAAAGUCCUAGUGGAAAUUGGGAAAAUCACAGAUCAGUCUCUUUGCUAAAUAUAUCUAGCAGAAUAAUAUUUCAGAGUGCCGUUGAGGAGUUGUAAUAUUAAUAUUGAUCAUUCCUUUUAUCACUGUGUUCAUUUAGGUAGGUAUUUUAAGCAUUCUGAAUUGUGUACCAAAGAAAUGGUGAUGGAGAAGCCAAGUCCCCUGCUUGUAGGGCGGGAGUUCGUGAGGCAGUAUUACACACUCUUAAACAAGGCACCAGACUUUCUGCACAGGUUCUACGGAAGACACUCCUCCUAUGUUCAUGGUGGACUGGAUGCUAGUGGGAAGCCGGCAGAGGCUGUAUAUGGGCAAGCUGAGAUCCACAAGAAGGUGAUGUCCCUUCAGUUCAGUGAAUGCCACACGAAGAUCCGCCACGUGGAUGCCCACGCCACCCUGAACGAUGGAGUUGUGGUUCAGGUCAUGGGGGAGCUCUCCAACAAUGGACAGCCAAUGAGGAAGUUCAUGCAGACCUUUGUGCUUGCUCCUGAGGGUUCGGUGGCUAAUAAGUUCUACGUGCAUAAUGACAUCUUCCGCUACGAAGAUGAGGUUUUCGCAGAUUCCGAGGCGGAGCUUGAAGAAUCUGAAGAGGAGGUUGAAGAGGAGCAGGAAGAGCGACAGCCCACGCCAGAGCCGCUCCAGGACAGCCCGAGAAGCACCACCUACUACGAACAGCACCCUGUGACUAACGGUGUGGAGGAGCCGCUGGAGGAGCCCACCCCUGAGCCAGAACCAGAACCCGAGCCGGAGGAAGUGAAGAAGACCGAGGAGGAGCCCAAGCCCAAUGUCGAGGAGAAGGUUCUGGAAGAGCUGGAGGAGAAAGUGCCAUCUCCGGUGCCUGUCGAGUCCCCACCCCACGCCCAGGAACAGCCGAAGACCUUCUCCUGGGCUUCAGUGACCAGUAAAAACCUGCCCCCCAGUGGCACAGCUGCUUCCUCUGGAAUUCCUCCCCAUGUUGUUAAAGCCACAAGUUCGCAGCCCCGAGUGGAGCCCAAGCAGGAGGCCCAGCCCCCCGCCCCGCGAGCCAGAGACCAGCGGACACGUGAGAGACCUGGGUUUAUCCCGCGAGGACCCAGGCCCGAUGGAGUGGCUUCGUCAGACUCGCAAGCUGGAAAACCCCACUUCAGCUUCAUCAGCAAAGGAAGGGGAGAUGCCGAGGCGAACGAAAUGGAGGGCAGGAGGAUCGUGAGGUAUCCAGACAGCCACCAGCUCUUUGUUGGCAACCUGCCACAUGACAUCGACGAGAGCGAGCUGAAGGACUUUUUCAUGACCUUUGGAAAUGUGGUCGAGCUGCGGAUCAACACCAAGGGCGUCGGAGGGAAGCUGCCAAACUUUGGCUUCGUGGUCUUUGAUGAUUCUGACCCUGUGCAGAGAAUUCUGGGUGCAAAGCCAAUCAUGUUCCGCGGCGAGGUACGGCUGAACGUGGAGGAGAAGAAAACGCGGGCCGCGCGCGAGAGGGAGACUCGCGGAGACGACCGCCGGGACAUGCGCCGCAACGAGCGCGGCCCCGGAGGCCCCCGCGGCAUCAUGGGAAGUGGAAUGAUGCGGGAUCGGGAUGGGAGGGGCCCUCCCCCGCGGGGCGGGAUGGCCCCCAAGCCGGGCCUGGGGUCAGGAAGAGGAGCAGGCCAGGGCGGGGAGAACCGCUUCACCACCCAGCGCCGCUGAGACCGCCACCUGCAGUUCGGAAGUAGUACCACGUUCUUCAUCUUUGCGUUCUCGUUAACGAAAUCUACAUAAAUAUAUAUACUUUUUUGGCUUUGGAAUGUGACACAGCCUGUCAACCAUUUCUUUGAUGUGAAAGACAAAAAAAAAAAAAAAGCGCAAACAUCAUUAGUUCACCAACUUCGAGCCGAGCCUCCUUGUCCGGUUUCUCAAGAGUUUGCAAACGUUCAUUUUUAAUUUGAAAAGGAGAAAUAAAAACAGGAGAAUCUGCAAUGUGAAACAGGGACUGAUAAGACUUUACUGUAGCAGCCUCUCAUUGGGAGAAGAGAUUAAGCGCAUGCCUCACGUUACAAGCGGGGCUGUACGGAUUCUUCCUCUGCACAUUUUGUAUAAAUGCGAUCUGCCCGUUACUGUGGAAACAAGAGGUGCAAAUUUUGUGCAAUUGGAAAGCUUGUCUUUUUAUUUUCUUUAAAAAAAAAAAAAAAAAAAAACACUGCUUAGAACUAAAAAAACAACAAAAAAAAACAACAAAAAAAACAACAAAUUGCAUUUAUGCACUCAUCAAUAUGCACUAAUGGGUACUUGUCAUUUUACGCCGACAUCCUUGGGACGAACCUGGAGGUCCCCCUCAGUUGCCGGUCUCUUGGCUUAGACAAAUUACUGGCAGGUCCUGAUCGCCACCUGCCAUGACCAAUACACUUUCACAUCUCUAACCCUUAACUAUGUUUCAAUUACUGCUGGGGGGAAAAAAAACAAAACAAGUAUUUUCUUGUGAAUUAAAUUAAUAAAGAGCAAUCCUGGACUUCAAAUGGAAAAAAAAGGAUGAGAAAAUAAGCUCAACACUAGGAGUGUUUGAUGGCUCACUUUGCUUUAUUUUUUUAUUUUCAUGUUUUUCUACCGUCUAACCAACAUUGCCCGACUGCGACGCAGGGCUUGUCGACUCAUCCCCAUCUGAGGAAAUAUGGGUAUAACAUAAUAAAUGUACAGCAAAAUCAUAGCUUACUGUAUUAUUUUUUAUUGGCUUUUAGUUUACAAAAGCAUGAUGGUGCCUUUUGUUACAUCCUUCCAGUCUUACUGUUGAGACUGUGCUUUGAAAAGCACUUACUAUUGACAGAGGAGCUGUUGCAGUAGUGGUAAUAUUUCAGUACAUUGCACUAUCCUGGUAUGACAAAGGGUUACAGGUACAAUUUAUACAAUCCCAGGCUGCCCAACUAUAUUUGACUUCAGGAAAGUUGCUGUAAUUUUUAAUUUUCUUUUUUAAAUGAAUAUAUACACUUGUUUAUAGUUCCUGGUUCAAAAGGCAGUCAGUUGAGAAACUUGAGAAAAGGCGCCUGAAUUCUUUUUUUUUUUUCUUUUUUUUUUUUCUUUUAUUCUCCAUGCUACAAAUGUUUUAAAGUUGCAGUAGUUUCCAUUUGCUUUUCAUAGUUAAAUUUUGUCUUUUGGAACUGCUUACCACUAAAGCAUCUUCGAUAAAAUCAGAUGGAUGGAGAAAUGAGUGCACUGCUUGGUUUCUACGUGUGAGUGGUGUUCAGUCCAGACAAUUAGAUCAUGGAGUGGCUUUACAAGACUGCCCGAAUUAGAAAUGGGGGGGGGGGAGAGAGAGAGAGAGAUACAGGGUUUAGGUAGAGUCUUGAAAUGCCUGCUUUCUGGAGUGGUUGGGUGGAGAAAUUAAUCAUGAACUUGCCAUUUGUGGGUAAGGCAGGUAACUGUGGUUCCUGUAAAAAGGCCCCAAAAUCCCUCUGCCACCAGACGAGGCAGAAACGUCAAAACAAAAGUCCUCUCCCCUGUCAUUCCUGGUCACUAGCAAGCUAAUGCCCAAGUGUUUCUUAAUGAGUUCAUGUAUUUUGUCUUGGGACCCCUUCCCCAAACACACUUCUCCUUCUCUGGCCUUUCCUGUUUUAACACGCCACAGUUCAUUGUAGCAGACACACCCAUCAAUGUUUCAAUCCUGGAGUCUCAAGAGAAAUCAAUAAAUGGGCUGCCAAUGGGAUCAAAUAUCACGCUGCUAUUUUGAAAGGGAGACCUGCGAUGCAUCCUGUGGAGAGAAUUGCACAGAUCCUUGUUUACACAGACUUCUGUAGUCUAUUAGCAGGUCUUUUCAGAAUGGUUUUGAAGUUGACAAGAAUGUAGCGCAUUUUGAGGGGAGGAUCUUCGUUGUUUGUCAGUCUUGCACUAUUUCCCACACUUCUUGGACAAACCUUGUUUCAGCAACACUCCUUUGCAUUGUGUGUCUCAUUGGUGUCCUGGAAGCAAACAUAAUGGACCUUUCCCAGCAGCCAUGGGAAGAAAUGUUUUGUCUCCUGAAGUCCCAUAAAGGCUGUUCUGAACAGGAUUUGAAGCAUUUAUUUUUUUUCUUCCCGUUUUGAUGGCUAUAGCUAGGCAACAUGGUAAAAUUGGCUGUUUUCCCCACACUAUGUCCGGUUUUCCCAUUGCAUUCUUCUAUAGCCACUCUCCACAACCCGUGGGGCUUCCUUCAGUUUUAUCUGUCCUCUUUAAACAUACCGUUUGUAGGUAUUGAGAACUUUGCACAUCGCUUGGUAUGGGAGGCGUCCUACUUGUGCAGCGAUGCUACAUUGUCAGUUUCAUUGUGCGCGCAGUUCACAAUUCUAUUAUAAACUACUGGCGAGUCACUGGACUGUAAUUACACAUUGGAAUGGGCGGAAAUAUGAAUGACCGGUCACAUCAUAAGUCUGCGUGCAAGAGUGUCUACACAACCUCCAUGAUGUUGCAAGGGAGAUAAAAUGGGGAGGAGCCAGUAUGCUCCAUAGCUUUUUUUUAUUAUUAUUUUUUUAAACGGCAUCAAAGAACAAUAUAUGGUGGCUCUGGCUUUUUUUCCACAACCCAAAUUUAGUGGGCCUUUUUCACCCCUUUUUUAUCAGAAAGAAAGUUGAAGCAGUGGCUGUUAACCUUUUUUUCUUCCCGUUGUUGAUAAAGCAGAAGAACAUCUAAGAAAGCACUAGAAAGAUCAAAAUAUAACAUUCCAGUUCUUAUUUUGUUUUCAGUGGAAUUGGAUCGCCCUAUUUAGCAGGUGUGGUAAGCAAUGGUUUGCCAUGUUAACUUUGUCUUUUUUUUCCUUUUUUUUUAAUAGUAGAAAACGUGUUGCAGGUGGAGCGUUUCUAUUUUUAGUUUACCAUUUUGAAUGUGUUGGACUUAACAUACAAUAAACUACUGAUAUCUGCAUCA